AUGCUCAGCGGCGACGACGACACGGGCAGCGACGACUGGCUGGACACGCUGCCGCAGACGGAGCACGGCCGCUUCUUCCGCCAGACCGACUGGGCGGGCAGCAGGCUGGGGCCGACGGCGACAUGGAACCCGACGCUGCGCCUCUUCACGGGCUUUGUGCUGGCCGACUCGCGGCCGGCGUGUAUGUGGUGGGGACCCGACCGCAUCGCCAUCUACAACGAAACCUACAAGACGCUGGCCGCCGGCCUGCAUCCGGCGCUCAUGGGCGCCACCUUCGAGGAGGGCUACCCCAAGCUCGACGUGCGCAGCUACUUUGAGCAGGCGCGCACCUCGGGCGCCGGCGUCGACGUGCUCUCGGGCGCCUGUCUGGUGCUCGAGCGCAACGGCUUCCCCGAGGAGACCUUCUUCUCGGCCAGCGUCGUGCCCAUCGGCCCCGUCUACCGGCCCGAGGGCUUCUACAACACGGCCUCGGAGGUGACGAGCCAGAAGCUGGUCGACCGCCGCACCUCGAUGCUGAACGCGCUCGCCUCGGUGCCCGCCCAGACCGUCCACGCCGUCACGGCCCACAUCCUGGCCACGCUGCGCACCAAUCCCAAGGACAUUCCGCUGGCCAUGCUGUACCACAUCAGCAACGACGUGGUGCGUCUGCAGGGCCACAUCGGUCUCCCCGCCGCCCACCGCCUCAUCGUCACAGAAUGCUCUCUCGACAACCGCGAGGGCCUGCUGCCAGACAUGCGCCGCGCCGGCCACGCCGCCCUGAUCAUCGACUGCGACGACCGCUUCGACGCCGUCGAUUGGCAGGGCUGGGGCUCGCCCGCGGCCAAGAUCGCCAUUCUGCCCAUCAUGAGUGGAUCGCUACUGGUUGGCUACCUGGUCCUGGGCACCAACCCCUAUCGCCCGUACGACGAAGGCUGUCAACAGUUCAUCCGGGACGUCCACCGCAUGGUGUCGAGCAUCGUGUCGUCUGCAAUUGUUUCCGACAACACCAAGCAGCGCCAGGACCAACUCGAGGCCGACCUCGCCUUCAGCGAUCUCAAGCUGCGCCAUCUGAUCAACCACGCCUCGGUCGGAAUGUGCCAUGUGUCGCUCGAAGGUGACAUGUUGUGGGCAAACGACCAUUAUUACGCCCUGGCAGGAUCCACGGCAGAAGCACACAAAGUCCGAAUGUCCAUGUUCAACCCCUACCUCGACGAAGACCGCCACAUCGUACUCAAACUUUGGGAAGAGCUUCUAGCGGGCGUGGAACCCAAGACGGUCGAGUGUCGCUUGAAACGCUUGUACACCUCGCCCAGUGGCGAUUCCACACCAGCCGAAAUCCAGAUCUUGGCUUUUCCCUACCGCGAUCCUGCAACCCUCGAGGUGAAAGGCGUCAUGGCUUGCACCACAGACAUCAGUCGUCUCAAGUGGGCUCAGACUUUCCAGGCUCGAUUGGCGGCAGAAGCCAGGGAGGCUAAGCGACAACAGGAAGCGUUCAUCGAUGUCGUGUCCCACGAAAUGCGAAAUCCGCUCAGCGCUAUCGUGCACUGCGCCGACAGUAUCGUCACUGCCAUCGAAGAGUGUCGUGUCCAACUUUCACGCAUACCCGAGCCUGUUGUGGGCGCUCUGGACGACAACUUGCAGUCGGCCAGGAUCAUCAUGCAGUGCGCCGACCACCAAAAGCGUAUCAUCGACGAUGUCCUUACUCUGAGCAAGCUUGACUCGAUGCUCUUGUCCAUCAUACCAUCCGCCGUCAAGCCCACAAAACUCAUUGGCUCCAUUGCCGACAUAUUCGAAGCAGAAUUGAAAAGCAACCAUAUUCAUUACAGCGUGAACGCCGAUGACUCUUUGACAAAACUAGGCAUCGACUACCUUCUAUUAGAUCCAUCACGAGUCACCCAAAUCUUCAUCAAUCUUCUCACAAACGCUAUCAAAUUCGUUAAACCUUCCAAGAAACCCUUCAUCUCGAUCAAGUUUGGCGCACGUGUAUCCAACCCUCGAGCGUUUUUUCCCGAGAACAUGUUCUGGGCGAACGAGAGUAAGAAGAAUGGCGACGUGACAAGCAAUCCAGAGUGGGGUUCGGGAGAAGAGGUCUAUCUUGCAUUCAGUGUUCAGGAUUCCGGAAUCGGCCUCAAAGAGCAUGAGAUUCACCAGAUCUUCGAGCGAUUCAAGCAGGCAAAUGUCAGAACACACGUUAAGUACGGUGGAAGCGGGCUCGGUCUUUUUAUCAGUAAAGAACUCACCGAAAAACAAGGCGGCGAAGUUGGCGUAUCUUCAGUCUUCGGCGAAGGAUCGACGUUUGGAUUUUACGUCAAGACACGUCGCGUGGAACGGCAACCUGAGUCACUUGAAACCAUGUCGAACGACAACAAGAGCAUUUCCGGUACCCAUCAACUGCAAGUCCUGCUUGUGGAAGACAACCUGAUCAAUCAGCAAGUCCUAGGCAAGCAACUCAAGAGAGCAGGCUGUGUCGUAGAAGUGGCGAAUCACGGUCUCGAAGCGUUGAAUGUUCUUGAACAAAAGACCUUUGACGUUGUGCUCAUGGAUCUUGAAAUGCCGGUGAUGAAUGGUUUAGAGGCGAUGCGCAGGAUUCGUAAAAAAGAGGCUACUGGUGAGAGUUGGGUCGACCAGUCGCCAGAUCCAUGUGCAAGACGACCUACGAGAUUACCCGUCAUUGCUGUCACUGCAAACGUGAGGCAGGAACAAAUUGACACUGCAAUUGCAGCUGGAGCGGAUCGCGUCAUGCAAAAACCAUUCAAAGCGGCUGAUCUAGUAUACUUGAUAAAAUCUCUCCUUCCUUCACCCGCGAGUAAUGGAGUUCCAAAACCUGGACCGAAUGAUACGCCGAAUGGGUUCACCUGA
This is a messenger RNA of Dothidotthia symphoricarpi CBS 119687, 2838 nucleotides long. RefSeq lists its product as uncharacterized. The record is from RefSeq and is a predicted model, not a curated record. The transcript is spliced from 4 exons. The coding region runs from base 1 to 2838 and encodes 945 amino acids. Gene Ontology annotation, molecular function: phosphorelay sensor kinase activity. Gene Ontology annotation, biological process: phosphorelay signal transduction system; phosphorylation. Lineage: Eukaryota; Fungi; Ascomycota; Dothideomycetes; Pleosporales; Dothidotthiaceae.